AUGAUCCAGUACUUGGCCAACUUUCAACCUCAAAACCUUGGAGACCUGUUAAUGGGGUCCCAGACUCUCCAGGCUGCGACUGGAGUUGUCAAGGAGAUAACAGUAGAGGCGCAGGUAAUAGAAAUGAGCCAAAAUGUUUAGCUUUCGUUAACGUUAAUGCUUAGGUACUGACUGGGUGGACUGCGGUAAAACAGAAUGAGAGACCUAGGAGAACGUCACCGUUAUAUAGAUUUAGCCAAAGCCAAACGUGAAACUCUUAUGAAGUAAAGUUUUGUGAACCUGCGACCACUUGAAUGCGAUAACUGGUCAGCGGAGACCUUUAAAAAACUCAUCACCUCAAUAAAUUGUACACAGUCAUUUCAGACUGGUCAGCGGGUACCCAAUUUUGACAGCUGUCAAUUGAUCUUAAAAUGUAUGUCCAUUAUCAACUUAAACAGAAAUACGUUAGAAUUUAAGCAGUGCCUUUUUAUAAGCGUGAACGUAGAAACUUUUAUAAUAAUGAGGGCAUCCAAAUCUUGCUGUUUUAACAAAAUUGCACAUAGAUAAAAAGGCACCAAAUGUGGGGCAAAUUCGCCCAACUGAGACACGAUUUGGUCCGCCCGCGUUUCAUUUAAUACAGAAAGAAGUGUGAGCUUUGUUGAGCCAAAGGGGAAGGCGUACAAUCCCAUACAAAUAACUUGCUAAUUGCCCGAUACUGGUGAAAGUGAAUUACAUGUAGUGUUGUAUAAUGUUUCCUUAAUUGUAUUUCUGCAUGCGCUCUCUCUUGUAAGGCUCUAGCAACAAAGCAGUAUGCCAACAUGGUUCACACACUACUGAGAAAGGCCCAAGGUGGAGAGGAUGGGGGAGCCAUUGAAAAAAUCUCCAAUGAAAUGCUGAACGGGUUAUCAAAUCUACUGCUUGCUUCUUCGGUCAGUUACUCUGAUAGUUCAAAGGAAACAGCCGAUAGAGAAAUAGCAGAGGUAGGAAGGAUUAUAUACGUCGUCAUCCAU
Messenger RNA from Porites evermanni, 989 nucleotides. Lineage: Eukaryota; Metazoa; Cnidaria; Anthozoa; Scleractinia; Poritidae. The record is from the annotation of a GenBank genome assembly.